AUGAUUGGAUCAAUUCCUCAAUUGACUCAUCAACAUAGUUUAACGGCAAAUCAUUCAAAGGUGGAUAAAUCUUGUCGUUCAAAACUUUACCGAUGUUUCUCUGCAAAUGAUCAAGAUUUGAUUGAAUUAAUACAUAAUGAUGAUGAUUCAGGUACAGAAGAAAUUGAACAACAACAAUUAGAAUAUGUUUUUCAAGCAAUAGUCAAUGAUAAUGAAGAUCAAUUAUCAAUGAAAUCAUUCACUCCAAAUCCUGAUGAAGGCUUUUCAGAAUGUGAAACUCAAGAUGAAACAACAGUUUCACGUAUUAAAACAGAUCUUAAACUUGCUCAAAAUAUUCUGGAUUAUACAAAAAAAGAUUUUUGUUCUGAUACACGUGUAGCUUUUCAUGGUGAAUUUGCUCGACAUAUUUCAGUUCCAUUAUCAUUAUGUCACAAAGUUCGUUAUUAUUUUUUUGCUGAAGAAGAACUUGCUGAUGAAUGCUAUGGAAAUUUGCAAUUUGACUAUCUUAAACUUGACAAUGCUAAAGCACAAUUUCAAUGUCCAAAUAUUUAUUGUCAACAUGAAUGGACAUCAAUGCGAGGACGAAUUUCAUUUUCAGUUAGUUCACCAAAAAUUGGUUUUAUUGUACUUAAAAUUCUUGGUCAAAAUUGUCAACAUUGUAAUACAUAUACUCAAGCUCUUUGGUAUAUUGAUGAAGUUUGUAGAGUAAUGAAAAAUUUGGCUUCAUCAGUUUUUGAAAGAUAUUUUCCCGAUAUGAUUAAUACUGUCGAAUUAGAAAAUCAAGAAUUGGUACAAAAUGAUUAUAAACGAUCUCGUGCAUCGCGCCAUGAUCCUGCUCAAAGAAAAGGAAGAAUGAUAGCACCACAUGCUAAAGAACAUUGUGAAGCAUGUCAACUUGGUUUAUGUUUCACUUAA
This is a messenger RNA of Rotaria sp. Silwood2, 915 nucleotides long. Lineage: Eukaryota; Metazoa; Rotifera; Eurotatoria; Philodinida; Philodinidae. The record is from the annotation of a GenBank genome assembly.